This is a messenger RNA of Cinclus cinclus, 1593 nucleotides long. RefSeq names its product GLIS family zinc finger 2 (gene GLIS2). The coding region runs from base 1 to 1593 and encodes 530 amino acids. Gene Ontology annotation, molecular function: RNA polymerase II cis-regulatory region sequence-specific DNA binding; DNA-binding transcription factor activity, RNA polymerase II-specific. The record is from RefSeq and is a predicted model, not a curated record. The transcript is spliced from 5 exons. NCBI's taxonomy places the organism in Eukaryota, Metazoa, Chordata, Aves, Passeriformes, Cinclidae. Gene Ontology annotation, biological process: smoothened signaling pathway; regulation of transcription by RNA polymerase II. Gene Ontology annotation, cellular component: nucleus.
AUGCAUUCCCUGGAGGAGCCCCUGGACCUCAAGCUGAGCAUCUCCAAGCUGCGAGCUGCCCGCGAGAAGCGGGGCCCCUCCGGCCCUCGGCCCCGUGCUCCCCAGCGCCCGGACACCCCGCCGGCCGGGGAUGGCCGAGGGGGCAGCCGGGGGGGUCGCCGGGCCGUGCCAGCCCCGCCGUCCCCCGGGCUCCUGGGACACUCUAGGCUGGUGGAGCCGCGGGAUGGACGCUUUCCGGCCGCCGUGCCGGUGGUGGACCUCAGCCUUUCGCCCCGCUCCGGGGGGGAAUCUCCAGCUGGCAGUGCCUCGCUGUCUCCUGAGCUCCAGGGCAGCGGGGACCUGCCCGGUCCCCUCACCCCACACGUAAGUAUGGCCGAUUUCCAGUCCCUGCGCUACAUCGAUGGCCUCCCCAGCUCCUUCCAGUUCUUCCUGCCGCUGGGGGCUGGGGGUGCCCUGCACCUGCCUCCCACCGCCUUCCUGCCCCCCAGCAAGGAGAAGCGGCUCCCCCCUGAGCUGCCCCUGCCCAAACAGCUUGUCUGCCGCUGGUCCAAGUGCAACCAGUUCUUCGACCUCCUGCAAGACCUGGUGGACCACGUCAAUGACUUCCAUGUCAAACCCGAGAAGGACGCGGGGUAUUGCUGCCACUGGGAGGGCUGUGCCCGCCAUGGCAGGGGCUUCAAUGCCAGGUACAAGAUGUUGAUCCACAUCCGGACGCACACCAACGAGAAGCCACAUCGCUGCCCCACCUGCAACAAGAGCUUCUCCCGCCUGGAGAACCUGAAAAUCCACAACCGCUCGCACACAGGUGAGAAGCCCUACAUCUGCCCCUACGAAGGCUGCAACAAGCGUUACUCCAACUCCAGCGACCGCUUCAAGCACACCCGCACCCACUACGUAGAGAAGCCCUACUCCUGCAAGAUGCCGGGCUGCCACAAACGCUACACCGACCCCAGCUCCCUCCGCAAGCACAUCAAAGCCCACGGCCAUUUUGUGUCCCCCGAGCACCCGGAGAUGCUCAAGGUGCACCCGCCUCCCAAAACGCCCCUGGGCUCGGCGGAGGUGCCCUACGUUAACGGGGCGCAGCUCGUCAUCCCCAACCCCGCUGCCCUCUUCGCUCCGCCGGGGCUGCCGGCGCUGCCCAUCCCUUUGGCACCGGCACCGCUCGACCUCAGCGCCCUGGGCUGCGGGGCUGCGGGCGCCCUGCCCGCUCUGCCCGGCCCCGUCCUGCCCCUCAACGGCGGCCCCCUGAACUUGGCCAAGAGCCCGCUGCUGCCCUCGCCCUUCGCGGCGGGGCUGGGGCUGCCCGUCAUGUCGCUGCUGGCCGGCGGGGCCAAGGCCGAGGGGGAGAAGGGCGGCGGGGCUGAGGGGCGGACGCCCAAGGCGGGCAAGGGGCUGGAGAGCCGGAAGGAGAGGGGCGAAAGGACGGAGCCGGGGCGGCCGCGGGUGCCCCCCGAGAGCCUGGCACUGCUGCCGGGGGCCGUGCUCGACCUCUCGGCCGGUGUCAGCUCGGGGGGAAGCCCCGAGGCGCUGCCCCCCGGCUGGGUGCUCAUCCCUCCCGGCUCCCUGCUGCUCAAACCCGCCGCCGUCAACUGA